GCAACCCCUCCAUCCGCAGCUCGAAACAAACAAAAGGAUACUCAGAGUUAACAUCUUGGACUGGUAGUCAAACGCGACAACUUCUCCUUGCAGACGUUGGCCCAAGCAUGUGACGCAUGCGACAUGGCUCCCGACGCUAAAAUACUCCCCGGGUCCAGGAGCCGCCAUCUUCUCCGCCAGGAAACCGGAGCGCCUGCUUUACGUAAAGCGACGCGAUGUCGUAUGGAGACGAAACCUGAGCGUAACAAAAAACUACUACGAAUACAACUUCUCUCUUCGACGAAGGAUGUCGCUUUGUUUCCCAUUGAACCGCCUUCCGAUGUGUCCCGCCCCUACCGGAUGUAGAGCAGUACUGUGGAAUUCAUUGUAACACAUCAAAUAAAGGGCUGUCUUUAGAUUGCCAUCUACAUAUCAAAGUGUUUGUACUGGGAGAAGGCGGAAAGGAAUGGAGGAGAUUUAUGCCCAAGGCGUCUGGAUGGCCGAAGGUCUCCAGCAGAGGACGAAGACUCAGGAGAAAUUCUGGCUAACGGUCACUCAUAUGGGAGACCCUAAAGCAGCCUUUUUGCUCGUCUUUCCUUUUACUUAUUUCAUCAACAGGAGAGCUGGGGUAGCGGUGCUUUGGAUGGCAGCUAUAUCGGAGUGGUUGAACUUAGUGUUCAAAUGGUUGCUGUUUGGAGAGAGGCCAUUCUGGUGGAUCGGUGAAUCGCGUCUUUUUGUCAAUAAGCAACCGAAAAUUCACCAGUUUCCGUCCACCUGUGAAACAGGCCCAGGCAGUCCGUCUGGACAUGCGAUGGUGACAGCAGCAGUCUGGUGGGUCAUUGUGUCCUCGCUGGGGUCCUUUCUGUACUCCCGUUCUCACAGUGUUCUCUUAUCAGCUGCUCCCUACGUCCUCUAUGUGGUGAUGCUUGUUGCAGUUGGAAUCUCCAGGAUCUUUAUCCUCGCACACUUUCCGCAUCAGGUCGUUGCUGGCUCCAUUACAGGUUUCAUUCUGGGGAUUGUCCUGAGCUGCAGAGUACCAGAAGGUCGCCCCCUGCUGUUCUUCUUUAGUUUAAGCUUCGGGCUGCUGUUCGGAGCUCUGAUGCUCCAUGCUGGAUUAAAGCAGCUGGGAAUUGACCUCUCCUGGUCUAUUGCUUUGGCCAAGAAAUGGUGCAGCCAUGCAGAAUGGAUUCGUUUGGACACAGCCCCAUUCUCCUCUCUCACCCGAGACUGUGGGGCCCUGUUGGGUUUGGGGCUGGCACAGUACUGGAAGCCUGGUGGAUGGUCUCUACCUUGGGCUCCCAGAGCUUUGUCUAUGGCUGUAUCAUCCAUGGGUCUUUACCACGUGAAUCGUCUACCGCUCCCGGUCCAACCACAGAGCCUUUUCUACAGCCUGUUCUUUGUCAAAUUUGUCCUAGUGCCUCUGAUCGUUAUGGUACUUGUGCCUGGGGUGGUACACCUAUUAACAUUCAAAAAAAAGAAAGACUAGAAGAGUUCCUCCACACAUGAUGUGCACCUUAAACACCUCCCAAAACUGGAGUUUCCUUCAGAGUUUGUAUAAACACAUUUAAUGUUUAAUGUUCGCUGUGUUUCAGAACCAUUUUGAUGGGUAUUCACUAAACAAUGGCCUUUUAUCCAGUCUGUGACCUGUGUUUUUCCUUUUAUUUGAUGAUUUUAAAAGUGCCGGUAUUGAGACAUUGUGGCGUAAUGUCUCUAGUGAAUCUAGUGCAAUCAUAAGUGUUGUAAAUACUACAGUAUUUUUGCUAAAUAUCGACUUUAUUGGGAAAAGUGCAACUUUGUUUAUGUGCAUUUUGUGUUGUUUGAAUCUUUACGAGUCAAAGAUUGUUACCGAGGUUUAAAACGUCAGAUUUGCGACUACUGAAAGGCAAAGAAUUUGAACAUUGCGCAGAUGUCUGAUGCUCAGUUUUGUGUUAUUGCUUUGUGACCGAAAAACUUGAAAGCUACAUUCCUGUUAUUCCCUAAUCAGUAAAAAAUAAAUGAUCGACAUGCAGGGCGUGUUUCAGUUGGUAACCAUUUAUAAA
Molecule: messenger RNA, 2018 nt
Organism: Neolamprologus brichardi
Lineage: Eukaryota; Metazoa; Chordata; Actinopteri; Cichliformes; Cichlidae
Gene: g6pc3
Product: glucose-6-phosphatase catalytic subunit 3
Biological process (GO): glucose 6-phosphate metabolic process; gluconeogenesis
Cellular component (GO): membrane
Molecular function (GO): glucose-6-phosphatase activity
Source: RefSeq, a predicted model, not a curated record